AUGGUUAGCUCUUCGGUGGCUGUACGCGAGAAGCUGGACAAGUACAAGUGGAAGAAACGCGCGACCAAACCCUUAACACAGUGUUGGAGUUCCAUUGGACCCCGCGUAUCUCUGACAACGGGGAAAAUCCAAAGACCACAGAAAACAACGCCGGCCAUAUCGUCCGCAUGCAUGACUACACCAUCCAUCACCAACCCAAACGUCAAUUCGUAUGUGAUUGUCAGCAUUGUAGAGGGUAGGGGGAGUUCUACUGGCGAAAUUGGAAUUGCAAGUCUGGAUUUGAAUCGGCCAAACAUCGAAUUAUCGCAGUUCUGUGAUACAAGCAGUUACAGUCGAACGUUAGUUAAGUUACUUGUCCUAAACCCUAAUCUGAUAAUCGUGCCCCAUUCAUCUUUGGAACCAAGCAGUUGUAUGCAGAAACUCGUCCGUGUUCUCCAAGGCUUCCGUACCAGCUCACCAGUCAUCGGUGUAUAUAGAGGGCGCUUCAACGAUAGACAAGGUCUUUGUGAUCUACGACGACUUUGCCACCCAGUGUACCUGGCUUCAAUAUAUGCCAUCAGACAGCGUUUCUACGCUCUCGCAGCCACGUCAGCACUCUUCCACUAUGCCGAAGAAGCGCAUGGUCGUUUUCACGCUCCUCGGUCUCUCAAGUUCAGCUUUACGGGAUCAUUACAAACAACAAUGAUCGAUCUGAAAAGUGCAUGUCGUCUUGAGCUGGUUGACUUCACUGGUGAUACCAAAGCAUCCAAAUCGUUGUAUGCUGCAAUCAACUUCACUUGUACCGUUGGAGGAUCACGGCUUCUCCGUGCGAACAUUCUCGAGCCUCCUUGUGAUCUACCCACAAUACUCCAAAGGCAGGACGCAAUAACUGAGCUAGCGAAGUCACCAGAACUCUUGGUUGGUGUACAGAAUGUCCUGCGGCAGUUCCCGAAUAUUGACGGUCUACUUUCACUAUGCGUACAGAUAUGCAGUUCUCCAAAUACCUCGUUAAAUCACAACACUCCACUGACAGAUGGAACAUGCACCACGCGUAUUCCCGUUGAUAAAACCUCGAAGAACGAAAAUGACAUUACAAAAUCCAAUAGCGCAAUGCCAAGGACGGGUGGAUGUGACCAGCUGGAAAGACAGAUGUCCAUUGCGAGAAAUUCCAGUGCGCCGUCAUUUCAGGUUCCAUCAACACACAGGACCGAACCCUCGUUUAUCCAAGGUCCUGCAAGUCUGCAAGCCGCUGAAUGUCGUACGACACGUGUUAUUGGUAUCAAGAGCAUGCUUGAUCUCGUACCUAGGUUACACAAGGCUUUGGGUGGCGUAAAAUCCAGCUUGCUCAGAACGUAUAAGGAUCUUUUGAGUGAUCCAGGGUAUGAUGCUGUUUUGCGAAAGCUCUGUACAGUGUUACACUCAGACGUCCGCAUGAGCAAGGGAUUGUUGGCAAUGAGGAGUCAGAAGUGCUUUGCCAUAAAGGAAGGUAUCAGCGUUAUUCUCGAUGUUACUCGAAGGGCUUACUCAGAACAGCUGGACGACGUUACUGCGGAAGUCAGCAGACUGAGUAAAAAGCACGGACUCCCACUUCGAGUGGCCCACAACAAAGUUCGUGGAUUUUACAUACAGAUCCCAGAGGCCGCGCUCACCGGUAAUGAAGGGCGAGAAAGCGCACAAAACACAUCGGUUUCGUUAGAGGAUGACUCUGGGAAUCGUGAUUUUGGAGAUCCGUGGGGUUUGGACGAGAUCCCAGUGCACAAAGUAGCUGAGACCGACACAUGGGAGAAUUCUUCGCAGUCGGAAAUUCAGAAUCAGACGGACUCAACAUCAGCGAGAUGCAAGAACUAUUCAAGAACGCAGCUUCCCAAAGAAUUUAUCAAGGUCUGCUAUUCGAAGUCACUCAUCCACUGUACCACGGAAACUUUGGUAAAAAGAAUGAAGGGUUCUCUGAACGAAGUCUACUACAUUGCUGAUCAGUACGUUGGUCAUAUACACCUCACAUAUAUCCGCCCUAGAAUCAUUUGUGACCUUAUAUCUGAGCUUCACCCAGAAAUGGGCUUAUUUUAUCGACUUUCCGAGGUAGUCGCCGGUCUGGAUUUCCUAGCAUCAUUUGCACGGUUGGCUGUAAGUAGCCCUCCAGGAAGUCCAUUUGUGUAUCCCAAAUUUAUGGACAGGCUUGCAAUAAAAAACGGAAGAAACAUUGUGCUCGAACGCUUUUCUUCGGGUGCAGUUGUGCCAAACCAUACGUACGCAGCAACGGAUCUGAGCCUGACAAUUCUCACUGGCCCAAGUAUGAGUGGCAAAUCGGCAUACUUACGACAAGUUGCCUACUUUCAGAUACUAGCCCAAGUUGGUUCCAUGGUUCCUGCAGAAUUUGCCACAGUGCGCACAGUUGACCAGAUUUUCUACCACACAAGUGGAGCUGACGACCUGCUGUUCAAUGAGUCCAGUUUUACUAGAGAGAUGAAAGGCAUGAGCUACCUUCUUCGCCAGUCUACGAACAAAUCAUUGGUUCUGAUCGAUGGCUUGUGUCAAAGCACGAAUCAACGCGAGGCGAUCCACCUCAUGUGGGCCAUCUGUGAAGCGCUGCUGCAGAGCAAGGCUUUCACAUUUUUGGCAACACAGAAUAACGAAAUCACUCAAUUGGCAAAAUCUUAUCCGAAUGUGGAAAAUUGUCACUUUCUUGUCCACGUGGAGUCCGUGAAAGGCGGUAACAGAGUAACCGAAGAAACGGACAUAAACUGGACAGGAUAUGAUAACACACGUGGCGACGACUCGAUCUGUCAGUCUUCAACUGUUGUUGGUGAAUUGCCUUUUGGACGUACACGAGAACACAAUAACACCUUAGAAUCAGAUGGCGUACAAUUACGGUCUAAAGUAACCUUCACAUAUAGGCUGGUUAAAGGAGUUGCUGUCAAACAAAAGGGUUUGGCGCUUAUGAGCUUGAAUGCAUUGCCAAUCGACGUUUUGAGGCGUGCCGAAGAGCUGAUGGAGGAGCUAACUAGCGGAAUCUCAAGGGCUCAAAGAAAUCAAGAAACAGGUGUAUCCCAAACAGUAACAUGUAUUCCAAAAUGCUCAGUGAGUAGUUGGGCUUCCGAACCCAUCCAUAGGACUGGAACACUAAAAAAGCACAUGGACCCAAAUUGUUGGACAGAGCCGUCGUUUUUAACGGAUAACAGUUCGCCCACCGGAAUCAAUCGGGUAUCGCAGGCAACCAGUAGCACCUGUUUGCGAGAAAACGACCCCAGAAACAUGCCCGAAACUACCCUGGAUAUGACGGAUCGCCUCAGAUUCCAGUUGUUACGACAAAUGUCCAUAUUGGCAAAACCAAUCACUCAACAGUCGAACAUCGGUACGCCAAACGAUGGGAUGCGGCCACACGAGAAGGAACUGUUAAUGUAUAUCCGCUUCUUAAAAAACAGAUAUCGGGCGGUUAUCAAAAAUACUCCAAACCCAGAAGAAUGACCCUACUUUGUAAAAUGGAUUACCACAAGUCCGACGGCAUCUCCGUUUGUAAAGCACUUUUCUGAUCACUUAUAAUGAAAUACAAACAUGCAAUCUCCUAGACUUU
Opisthorchis viverrini is the source of this 3550-nucleotide messenger RNA. RefSeq lists its product as hypothetical. NCBI's taxonomy places the organism in Eukaryota, Metazoa, Platyhelminthes, Trematoda, Opisthorchiida, Opisthorchiidae. The coding region runs from base 1 to 3444 and encodes 1147 amino acids. Gene Ontology annotation, molecular function: ATP-dependent DNA damage sensor activity; mismatched DNA binding; ATP binding. Gene Ontology annotation, cellular component: nucleus. The transcript is spliced from 21 exons. Gene Ontology annotation, biological process: reciprocal meiotic recombination; mismatch repair. The record is from RefSeq and is a predicted model, not a curated record.